CCCAGCCCGGCGCCGGGAGCCGAGCGCUGCCCGCCGGGCUCCGGCCGGGAUGGGGAAUGCUGGCAGGACGGGGGACACCCUCGGCAUGCGGAACGCGGGGCUGGGCGUCGCGGUGCUGCUCCUGGGCUGCCUCCUGUCCGCGGCGUCCAGCACACGGCCAGAGUGCAGCAUCAUGCAGGAGAUCGAGGAGGAGCGGAGCCAGUGCCUGGCAGAGCUCACUGGGGAUAACCAGACCGCAGGUUGCAGGAGGCAGUGGGACAACAUCACGUGCUGGCCCGAAGCGGAGGUGGGGGAAGUCGUGGUACGACCAUGCCCCAAGUACUUCAGAUUCCUCACCUCUUUCCUUGGGAACGUGACCAGGAAUUGCACAAGCCAGGGCUGGUCGGAUGUGUACCCUGCUCCCUACACCGUAGCUUGUGGAUACGAUUCCAACAGCACUCCAGGGGAAGAGCAAACGGCGUUCUACGGCACGGUCAAGACCGGCUACACCAUCGGACACACCUUGUCCCUCAUUGCCCUCACAGCUGCUAUGAUCAUCCUGUGUCUCUUCAGAAAACUGCACUGCACUCGAAAUUAUAUUCACAUGCAUCUCUUCAUGUCCUUCAUAAUGAGAGCCAUUGCAGUCUUCAUCAAAGAUGUCAUCCUGUUUGAAAGUGGAGAGUCCGAGCACUGCUUUGUGAGCUCAGUAGGCUGCAAAGCCAUGAUGGUUUUCUUCCAGUACUGUGUGAUGGCCAACUUCUUCUGGCUGCUGGUGGAGGGGCUGUACCUUCACACCCUGCUGGUCAUCUCCUUCUUCUCGGAGAGGAAGUACUUCUGGUGGUACAUCCUGAUCGGCUGGGGUGCCCCCUCCGUGUUCAUCACUGCUUGGACCAUUGUCAGGAUUUACUUCUUUGACGUUGGGUGCUGGGAGGAAAUAGUGGAAUCCCCAUUCUGGUGGAUCAUUAAAACUCCUAUUUUGGUGUCUAUUUUGGUGAACUUCAUCCUCUUCAUCUGCAUCAUCCGCAUCCUGGUGCAGAAGUUGCAUUCCCCGGACGUCGGGCACAACGAAACCAGCCAAUAUUCGAGGCUGGCCAAGUCCACCUUGCUGCUGAUCCCUCUCUUUGGCAUUCACUACAUCAUGUUUGCUUUCUUCCCUGACAAUUUCAAAGCAGAAGUGAAGCUGGUCUUUGAGCUCGUGGUUGGGUCCUUCCAGGGAUUCGUGGUGGCCGUUCUGUACUGUUUUCUCAACGGAGAGGUCCAAGCUGAGCUCAAAAGGAAGUGGCGGAGGUGGCACCUGGAGAGGUUCCUGGGCUCGGACAUGAAGUACCACCACCCUUCCUUGGGCAGCAACGGCACCAACUUCAGCACCCAGAUCUCCAUGCUGACCAAGUGCUCGCCAAAGACUCGCCGCUGCUCCAGCUUCCAGGCCGAAUUCUCCCUGGUGUGACAGGGAGGGGGCUCUCCCAAGCAGGGAGCAAUCCAACAGAGACACCGAGAGACUGAGGGACCCCAGGGGGGACCAGCGGUGACAAAAAUCCCUGUGAAGUGACACGCUCCACGUGAGCCAGCAGAGGACACGCAACUGGAAAAGCCGCCGGCAUCCAGGACGGGACCGGACGAGCCGAGAGGCAGAGAAAAGCUUUUCCUCUGCCUCUUUUCAGGCCUUUCACUCCUCAGUUUUGAGCCCUUGAGGGGGUUGAUAACUCUGAGUAAAGGUCCCAGUCGCUUGAGGAAAGCCUGGGAGAUCCUGGUGUGUGGUAAAUGAUGAAGUACAGGGGAGGAAGGGAGGGGAGAGCCCGAGAGUCCUUGGGGGCUUUACCGGAACCGGCAUCUCUGAAACAGAUAAAUUGCACUUUUUCUUUUUUUUUUUUUUAAAUGAGCCAGUAAAGGAGAGAGGGAGGCAAGAAGCAGAAAAAAAAAAAAAAAAAAAAAAAAGCCAAACGUAUGAAUGUGCCAAAAUUCCUGUGGAUAAGAGGUGAUGACGAGGCACCGAAGAUGGAGUUGGGGAGAAGGGACAGGAGGAACAUGAGCAGGAAAGGAGAGGCCCCUGCGUUUCACACAGGUGAAGAUGAAGCUGCAGCGCCAGGAAAGCCUCUCAGAGGAUGCCCCAGGGCUGCAGUGUGUUCUGCUAAUAACUCCCCAUCCUCAUUCAGCAAAAGCUUUCCAGGCAUCCUUGGCGCCCUCUGGAAAAGCAGGUUGCUGAGAAGGAACAGCGUGAGAAUUCCCUUCUCUGCACCGUGUUCAGGACGUGCUGUUUGUUUUGGUUGUGUUCAAUGACCAGGAAACUCGGUUUGCAUGUAUAAAAACCAGGUACAGGUGCCAAAAGCAGAGCAUGGCUGUGUUUUUCCUUCGAGUUCUCCCGUAGAUCUUGGUGCCUUAAAGCACCGGGACCGUGAGGGAUCGGGGGGAAAAUAAUUGGGGUGUAAUUCAUUUGCACUUGCUUAGCACACACUGCCAGGAAAGGGAGAUGCAGAACCCUGUAGUCACUAAUUGAAUCAGCCCUGCCAUGAGGAGCCACUCUCCAGAUGAAAAAAAAAAUUAGUGUCACAGCAGUGAGCAAAAUUGCUUUCACCAGGACACGGUGGUCUCAGCACAGCACUGGCACUCCAGGAGAGAGGAAGGACUGAAGAGGCUAUUAAAUUGAUUUCUUCUCCAGCUUUUGUGGGCAGCUUUCAUCCUCUGAGGAAGGCACUGUUAGAUCUUUUUGAGAUGUGUGUGUGUGCAUUUUGCCUGUUUUUUUGAAGGCCUGUUAGUUUUCAUCUAGGGACAGUCCCUAUCUGAGGAAUGCACAUGGAUCCCAUUAAAACCAAGGGAAUAGUCUUUUUCUUUUUUUCUUCUUUUUAUUGGUGAAGGGGCAAAGGAGAGGUGUGAAACCCAGUCCUGCUACAAGCACUGCAUUUGAGACAACCCCCACAAUCCCAAACUCAGUCUGAAGACAGAAAACGAAAAGGACACAGACAUUUGUGUCCCACCUGACUGCAAAAUCAAAUGGGGUUGCACCAGUUUUCCACUGAGGGGAAUAAGAACCCUGUGAAGGGCAGAUGUACAGCCCUGAGUUUCCAGUGAGCUCAGAUCUCGGCACAGUGUGGCUGUGGCCACCCAGCCUGCAAAACCUCUGAGGAUAAGCAGAUGUCGUGAAGAUCCCUGGAGUUCAAGUGCUGGUGACCCCAGGCCAGCCAGCUGUGAGCCAGCUCUGCUGUGGCCACGUUGUUGAGGCCAUGCCAGCAGUGAGAACCCAGCACUGACAUGCCAUGAGACCAUCAGGAUGCUCUCUGAGCAGCUCUCUGAUUCCCAAAUGCAGGGAAAGCAAGAGGAUGCUUAAAAUUUCCUGCCCUUUCUUGCGCUGAAGCCCUUCUGCCCUGACAGCCUUGGAAACAAGAUCCCACUGAAACCCUCCUGAGGUUCUCAGAGGCCAGGACACUUUUAUUUUAGUGGUCACAGUCCCAAACCUGCCAGAGCUCGAGGAGUGUUUGGACAACGCUCCCAGGCACAUGGGAGGUUGAUUUUUGGGGUUGUCCUGUGCAGGGCCAGGAGUUGGUCUCAAUGAUCCUUGUGGGUCCCUUCCAGCUCAGGAUAUUCUGUGAUUCUCCAUUUGUUUGGUGUUUGUGUGGCUCUGGAGAGCCCUUUCAGACCUGCAGUAGGACUCUCAAAGGAAACACUGGAGAAAUCCCACCAGCACCACCAGUUCUUCUCCUGUGCCUGGCCCGAAGCAAGGCUUUGACCCAGCUCUGCAUUUUGCCAGGUGAAUGUCCAGAUGCAGGGAAGCCCAGAAGAAGCAAGGGAAAGCUCUCCUCUCAGCUCCCAAGUCGUUCCACUUGGUACAAAAUGCUUUAUCUCACUGGUUCAGAGUUUUGAAGCAGUGUCAGUCAGGGAAAGAUUUGAUUCACCAGGCUGCAGAGUCAUUCACCCUCCUAAUCUGUUAGGGGAAACGUGUAUGCCCAGGAAAUUGGAUGGGCUGCAGAGGAGCACUGCCCAAAUCUUGUGGACGCAUCCACUGAGGUGCCUGAGGUGUGAACUGGAAUCCCAGGUCCCAGCCAAGCAAAAGAGGAGCUCAGGCACAGAGCUGUCAAGCAGAAGUGAUGCACCAUUGCCAGCAGGCUCCUUUGUGGGACGGGAGGGAAUCCCUGCCCAUCUGUUCCAGGCAGCCUCACUGGGAUGGCAGGUCUGUGAGCCAUCAGCAGUGAGACACAUGGUGCAUUUUCCCUCUGCUCACCUGCCUUUUUUCCUCUCCCUGUGCUUGUCACUCCACUUGCAGGGGGACUUUCUGCUCUGUGUUUUCAGCUUGGUCUCUGUUUCAUCCCUGUGCCAGCAUCAACCGGAUGCCAAAGGCACUGGGAACACGUUUGCCUUUUGGAGGCGUGACAGGCAAAAAUCCAGCUGGCUAUUUACCCGUUCCACAGGGAAUGUGGGAGAUUCACCACCAGCCUGUUCUGCACAGGAGCCUGAAGAGAGGCUGCUCCCUGAACUGAGGGGCUCCUUCAAAACCUGUGGACAGCAUCAGUGUGCCAGAACAGUGCCCCAGGCAUCCUGCUGGCGAUUAUUCCAGCACUGAACAUCCAGCCACGUUGCCAUUACGCUGUCAAGGGGAUUUGAGAGAUUAAAUGAACGUGCUGAAUGUACCUGCUGUGACAGGCAUGGCAAUGUUAGUGACACAGGCAGGGCAGAGCUGCCAGCACAGCUGCCUGGGCCUUGGAUUUCGGACAAACACGGGAGUUUCAGUGCUGAAAUCAGAGCUUUUCACUCUGGGGGCGUGAGCAAUCCAGUGAAUGAUGACAUUGGGAUCAGGCCCUCUUUUGACUGGCUUGGUGCAGGAAUUUGGCUCCAUACCUUGGCAUCCUCUACUCUUGUUUUUCAUCCAACUCAUCAAUAAAAUGGGAGCCCAAGGACUUCACUACAAAUGACAACCUGAGGUGAGCUGUCCUGCUCCCAAACAGAGCACACAAAGCAAGCCCCAGUCUGACCCCCUCAACUCCAAUGUAACACAGGAGGGACUCCAGAAAAGCAAUUGCAUUAAUUUGCUGCAAAAUAAUAUUGAUAUUCACACCUGCAUACGGGACAGAGAUGUUUGGGGAUCAUGAAUUUGGACUCCAAAACUCUUUACAGAAAUUAAGGCAAAUUCUGGUCCCACACGCCCCAAUCGCUUCACUGCAGCGACUCCUGAAUUACACUUUAAAAUAAUUUUUUUAUCUUCAGUCUGGAACUUUUUCUUCCCUUUUCACACCAGUGAGAGAGCAAGCCCCUCCUGUUAAUUAGUCACUCUGCAUUUCAGUGAUUAAAUGAUUAAACAUUAUGAAUAAGUGUGCAAUAAUUGCAAUACAAACAUUAAAUUAUGGUGUCGAGGAGUAGAGGUACAAGCUUCAACACUAAGAUUAGACUGUAGAUAUUUCUGUUCAGCUGGGACCUAAAGAUAUUUCUAUUCAGCUGGGACCUGUCUUGCUCUGUGACCUCAUAAGCAGCAAGAAAUGAGAAUAUGACCGUGUGUGGGGUUAAAAAGAAAGAAGAGUAAAGAAAUUCUAGGCUAUUGCAAAAUUUCAGGGCAUUAACUUGAAACUUUUUAAAAUCAAAAAGGCUAGGAGAUGAAACACUUGAAUAUUUUAGUUUAAUUUAGUUUAGUUUAGUUAAUUUGGGUUGUUUUAUUUUUUGGGUUUUUUUUGCCUAGAAAGCAGUUAUAUUUUUCUUAAGGAAGAUGUUGCUGGAGAAAAGCUGUUUUGUACAUUAACACCUACUGAUUAAUGGAAGUUUUCUAGUGGUUUUUAAAAAGCAAACUGAAGUUCCAAAGAAAGCUCAGGAGUGAGUGAACAUCACUUGGCUCCUUGGCAGGGAUUAAAGGGGCUUGGUGGGAUUAUUUUGUCUCCAGUCCUUCCACCUUCACCCCAGUGCUCAAACAAGGGAAACCCCAGUGGGUGUCUGCGGGAAAUACGAAAUAUUUUCAGGCUGAAAGGGAAUCUCACCGACUGGGAAACGCCAACAAGUGUCUUUCUGGAGCUUCUUUCAUCCUGUCUGCACAAGUUCAGCUCGGUUUGAUGAAGUGCCUGUGGAAAUACAGGUGGAUCAGGAGCAAUGCUCCUUCUCUGGAAGGUGUCACAUCAAAGCCCAUGUAAAACAUUCUCCUUCCUUCCCAUCAAGUCCCACCUUCUGCUUUCGGGUGGGGUGUUCAGCUGACAGAAGGAUCGUGAUUGAGGUGCUGACACGGCCCAGCUUCCUUCCCAGCCUCCAGCAUCCGUGCAGGGAUGAAUGUUCCAGACUCUUGGAGCCAGGGGCUGCACUCCUGAGCUCCCUGUGUAACUUGGCACUUUUCCCAGGCAGAGGUGCUGGUGGGCAGGGCCACAAAGCUGCUCGACUGUAGAUGACCCUCAGAAGUGUAGGAGGUUCAAGCUCUUGGCCUCACAUGUACCCAUAUCAAGCCAGAGUGGCUCUGCUGGCAUCAUCCAGGAACUAAACUGAGAAGCAGCAAGGGAAACAAUUAAUUCCCAGGAUGGUACGUGGGGUCAGAGGUGCCAAAAUCCACCGUUUUGUUCCAGCCGGUCGACUUUUCAUCCCAUCUCCACACCCAGUAUUUACACAGCAGUCUGAUGAGGUAGAAUUACAGUGAGUGACCUUGUUAUUUCCCCUGGAGAGCUGUGCAGCUGUAAACCAUGGCUUGUAGGAAUUAGGAGCUUCCUGGGACCACGGACCACCUCUUCCACCUGCUGCUGAAUGUCCUGACUCCUUGUUUGCUUUCGUGGUGUUGUGUGCUCUUCACUGCAGAGCCCUGGGCUUGAACCCCUGGUUAUUUCUGGAACACUGUGAAGUCAACAGGGAAGAAGACAAACAUUGGGACUGGAGACCAGGUUAGCAGGUCUGCAGGGAAAAUAAUGCCCAUUUUGGGGUCUGAGCUUCAGGACACGCACACUUGGCAUCAGCAGAGCCCUGGGGGAUUUUAUACCCCAGCUUUGUGGAUAUUGUACAUUUGUACAUAGGGGGAAACCUGAGCAGCACAUUUAAAAAAAAAAACUAAAUUAAAAAAAAAAAACAACACACUAAAUAAAUGAUACUUUUGAUACUUGGGUGACGAUGAUAAAUUAAGUUCCAAAAGGCACUUUUGAGUUCAGAAGUGCACUUUCCGGACUCUGCCUCGGACACCUCGAGCUGUUGGUCGGUGGCUGGUGCCAGCUGACUCCUCUCACUCGAGCUGUCAGCACCUCUGCUCUGCCCUCCUGUAAAUAGGCUUUGACAGCAGAGAGUGAUGGGAACUGGCUGUGAACAGAGACUCACCCUCUCUGUGGACUUUUCCUGUACCUUGGUGCUUGUGACGUUUCCUUCAUGCCAGUGAGAACAGGCCUGCUUGCUCAGCACAGGUGACACCUCUGCCUUGUUUCAUGGCCUUUUGCCUGAUGUUAUUUAUUUUGUUCUGACUCUGUAAAUAUGCAAUGAAUUGGCAAUUUUUUUUUAAUUUUUCUCUUUUUUUUUUUUUGCCUUUGUAUUUGGUUCAUCUCCUUGCUCCGGAGGAGGUUCCUCUCUGUGGUUGACACUGCUGACAACGAGCAAUAAAACCAUUGUGAAGGCAUCAUGUCUAA
Molecule: messenger RNA, 7535 nt
Organism: Myiozetetes cayanensis
Lineage: Eukaryota; Metazoa; Chordata; Aves; Passeriformes; Tyrannidae
Product: vasoactive intestinal polypeptide receptor
Exons: 13
Coding region: 50-1426 (458 amino acids)
Biological process (GO): cell surface receptor signaling pathway; adenylate cyclase-modulating G protein-coupled receptor signaling pathway
Cellular component (GO): plasma membrane
Molecular function (GO): G protein-coupled peptide receptor activity; peptide hormone binding; vasoactive intestinal polypeptide receptor activity
Source: RefSeq, a predicted model, not a curated record